Messenger RNA from Ectocarpus sp. CCAP 1310/34, 5107 nucleotides. The record is from the annotation of a GenBank genome assembly. Lineage: Eukaryota; Phaeophyceae; Ectocarpales; Ectocarpaceae.
UGAACGCCAUUCCCUUCUCGAUGCUAGCGGAUAAAAAUCUUCAAGGCUAUGGUACACGCCAUACGCCCGAGCGCCAGAGUCCCAGAGAAGAAAGACUGCGUGACCACCAUGCGUACUGUCAAGAAGUGCAUGAUGGAGAAGGUGUCAAGACUGAUCGAGGGCGAGCAAGUGUGCAUCACCUCCGACGGCUGGACCUCUUGCGCCAACGACACCUACAUGUCGCUGACGUUCACCCUGAUCACCAGUGCCUGGAAGCUCGUCACUCUCUCGGUGGACUGCAGUAAGUCGGAAGGAACGACGACAGGUGAUGCUCUUGCUGCUGGUAUCAAAGCCACGGUGGCGAAGCAUGGUCUGACUGGCAAGGUCACCGCUGUUACAACUGACUGUGAGCCUUCAAUGGUGAAGAUGGGGCGCCUUCUCGCAGGAGACGCUACCGUUUCCACCCAAAUCGGCUGCUGCAACUACCGGCUUGAAAGCACCUCCUCCAUCGUCUUCAACGGGCCGAGGGUCAAGAAGGUCAUGGUCUUGGCCCGCGGCUUGGUAACGCGAUACCCGACAUCGAGCCAGGCGGCCGAUAGGCUCAAGCAGUUUGUCAAGACCUACCUUGGUGUUGACAACAAGCGGGUGAUCCAGGACGUGGUGACGGGUAGCUUAGUGGUACCCUUCAUCUACGACCUCCGCAACAGCCUUGAGGACGCGAUCGACGAUCUCGUCGAGCUACCGCCCGACUCGGACGCCAACGUGAACACGGCGUGGGCGGCGGUGAUGCCGUGCAUCAAGGCGCUCCGAGACGAUUACAUCGACCGGUGGGGAGACGGACACAACAUCCUGAUCUACAAGGAGGGCCCCAGGCGGCAACCAGGUGGUUUCAAGCCUGUGCACGUCCUAGCAACCGCGCUCGACCCUCGCACAAAGAUCCCGUAUGGAGUGGACGAGGACGAGAAGGCCGACGUUUGGAAGCUCGUGCAGGAAGAGGCGGUGAAGAUCGCGGUGGAAACCCGCAAUGCGGAGAACUCUCAGCGCACCUCGUCGCAGCAAGGACCAGAAGCAGCGGCAGGACCGGCAUUAUCGUCCACCAGUGCGGGUGCAGAGGAAUCCUCGAGAAAGCGCCCGCGCGUGGGGGGUUCAUGGCGGCGGCGCAAGCGGUCGGAGGCGCACGAACCCCGCAGCUGGGCGAAGGCGCUGAUAGCUCCACCACUAGCCUCCUCACGAACUCGGUGCGGGUGGAGCUCACGGCCUUCAAGGUGUCCACAGGGGAUUCACUUGCACACGUAUCAGGGGGGCGACCUCGGAGAGGAGAUGUCGCACAUCCAGGGAGCCGUUGUGGUCCGCAGGCCCGAUCUGACGCGGGAGCCCGGAUCACUUGCGCCUGCCCCCGACAUGGACUUCGUCAAGACUCUCCAGUCCUACUUCCCUAUCUCGCAAGGCUCACUACUCAGGCGAAUGGUCGAGGCCGACGACUUUGACUUGGAAUCCACGACUGUGCACGUACAUCCGAGGUUCCCCACUCUGCUUGGUGUCAGACCAUUCUUAGGCGCCGUUCGCGAGGGAAACUCUGCCGCAGCACAGCUAUUGACCCCGUACUGUUCAGGAGAGGACCCAGGGCAAGACAUCGAGGAUUGCGUGAGGAUCCCCACGUUGGUCAGCAUGGUGGACGUGUUCGUCAACAGGAAAGGGGCGGUGUGGAACGAGCAUGAUUUCAUUGCGCCGGUUAACUGCGCUAGGUUUGCGGAGGAUGAGGCCGAAGACGCCUUACGAGAAGCCGCGGGGGACAUGCCGAGAUAUAUCAAUAGCUACGAAAAGGUGUUCAUGAUGGCCCAAGAGUGGGGACCGAACUACUACCACUUUACCGUGGAGCAUCUGCCGCGGAUCACUUUGGCGUUGGAUAUUCUUCUCGAAAACCCAGACAUCAUGAUCGUUAUGCACCACCACGGGCACGACAAGUGGCAUGACACUUCCGUAGAGCUCGAAGCUCAUAUGGAGCUGUUUGAGCUUAUUGGAAUCAGCAGAGAGCGCAUCGUGUACACCUCGCACGAGGUCCAUGCAAAUCUAGCUAUUGUGCCGACUACUACUAAUUGCGGCGACCCGGACCCUAGCAUGAUCAACAUGCUCAGGAACAGAUUCCUCCAGGGCCUUUUUCCGGGCACGGACGGCGUUCCUCCUGUUCCGCCCCGCCCGGUGAUCGUGCUCAUUGUGCGCAGCAAUAUACGGGGCCUGGAAAACAACGACGAGGUGAAAGAGGCCCUGGAGAGAAACUUUCCGAGCUUCGAUGUGGUGGAGUUCUUCGGAACAGAUCCCGUCCGAGAUCAGCUCAAGACCUUCGCAACCGCGUCCAUGAUCAUAGCUCCCCACGGAGCCGGGCUUGCCAACAUGAUCGUGGCGCCCCUGCACACUCCGGUGCUGGAGAUUGCCCCGUUAGAGUGCCCCCCCUGCUUCUUGAGGCUUGCCUUGAAGGGCACCUGUGUGUCUAAUGGGGUUUACUAGAGGACGGCAAGGACCUUUUUUAUUUUCGGACGUUUGCUGAAGGUGGCAGAAAGCACCUGCCCUACCGGAAACUUGAACGAUUAAACUUUCCAGUAAUUGGUUGCUUGGUAGGUCUUCCUCUCAAUGAAGAACGAGGCUGCGUCUCUGUUCGCAACAAACAUGGCAAAAGUUGCACUUUGAAUCACUCUCCAAUCGUUGCUUGCUGCCGUGUCGCCUGACCAAACAUUGUUUUCUGCAACCAACAUUUGACCAAACUAAAGCUUCACCACAUCUACGCGAGACAUACCGCGGGCGAUGAUUGGACGAUACGCUGCAAUACAUGGUACCACCCAGACGUCGAUGGAAUUAUCGACCUCGCAAGGGAUCUGCUCGAGGCGAAACGCCAAGCAGACGAUGCCCGUUAAUUCCCUGGAGCAGCAGACGCGGAUCAAGAACAACCGUAGCCAUAAAGGCACAGAAGUGCUACAACACUGCCCGGCACGAUUGCCCCUGCGAAAUCUCGUAUAGGACUUGCCGGGGUAAUUUCAAGGCGAGGAAGGGAUAGGAGGUAUUCGGUUCAUGAUUUUGGUCUAGAUUCCUGUCGUGAACGUUUCCCUGAAAAAUCCGGGACGGAAAGCCUCAGGUUUUCGCUUAGUUGGCGAGGGGGUGCUCUUCACGCAUGUCAGGACAGGACAGCGGGGAGCUCUCAUAUGAAAGACGGAGGUCCUCUCUUUAGAUUACUUUGGAAAUAUGUCGUCGCCCUCCUGCCAGCGACCCACCUGACUGGCUGAUGGUUGAAAAACAUCAAGUCUUGCUGCGGGCGGGUCCAAAAUCGCGAACACGCUAGAGAGCCAUCUGGCUCCCCGCGUGUGUGUUGCAACAUUCUGGACUGGCAGUGUCGUUUGUCGGGUGUCCCUUGUCAGGCCUUUCUUGUUGAGCACAGCCUAGGUUUCCUCAGAAAUGCCAUGUGACGUGAGAACAACCGCAACGGUAACUGUCGGCAUACUGCCCCUUCGUCACGUGUGGACUACGCUUGGACUGUGUCUUGGAAAAUCGUUAAACCAAGACGGUUGGUUUGGCACUAGCUCGCACCCCUUACAACGCGUCUAACGUGGCACCGCCCAGCCGGUUUCAUCAGGUGUGAUUUGUUCUCCGAAGACAGUGCUAUUUAACUUUUCUGUCGAUCUUUGUCGUGUGCAAUUUGUUCUCCAUAUCGAUGCUAUUUAGUCUUGUGUGUCAAUUAAAGCACUUACCGAAGAACCGUUCGUGGUCUUCCUAGAUAGGGGCGUGAGAAUGUUGGCUUCCGUAUUUUGUACCAUAUUGAUUCUUGUUCGAAAGGAUAAUUGAGGACAGGGGAGCUGGAAUAACGGUUACUCGUGACCUUGGAAGGUAGCGGUUAGGAACGCAAGGACGACCGUUGGAUAGAAAGAACUUGCAAGGGACGGUGAGUUUAGGGUUGUUUCGGACACUGCUUUUUUUUUUGCAAUGGGCUCUGCUUCAUCUUUGGCGUUUCCCUGCCUCACUACUGUCGUCUCUGUCUUUGGCCCGUUCGGGACAACGUUGAUGUUUGGUUUUGAGCAAGCAUUGUUCAUAUCUGGCGGUCCUUUUCUGGACAUUGUUUGGUAGUCUCUUGUAGCCAUUGUUCUACAUGGAUGUGGUAAAUGCCUUGUAGCCGCGGCUCGUGCCUUCCCCUAGAAAAGAGACGGAAGGCUAAGUACUGGUUGGGAGACAGAAGGGCAGGCGAGCAUGACGACGGUCUACUCCCCCAUGGUCGAGAUUCUGUGUAUAUCAACGGCUCAUUCAAAGCACGGGUCUUUGCAAUUCUGUAGGCUGUCGUAUGUGUCGGUAGUGGGAGGCACGGGUGGGGUAGUUAUGGUGUGCCUCGCCAACCAGCGGACGGAACUAGGAUAAUGUUCCGAUACUUCCAGUAGUUUAUUGCACGAACAGUCGCUGCUAAGGAUUUGAAUGACGUUGAUCUCUGGGGCGGAACCACCGACCUAUGGCCGAUGUAUGGAUAUGCGGAAAGAUUGCUCUUGUGCAUAGCUACAUACGUUUGUUCCUUUUGCAAGGGACACAUUCGUAUUUCUCGCUUUAUGAACGGAAGGUGACACAAACGCGACUCGUGUGCUUCCCACGUGCGUAGAAUGUGUCUCCGUACAAGUUUUCCAGAUAUUUUCGUUCAUUCCAUGCAUCAUAUGAACGACUUCAGCUCUCUCCGAGCAGAUAAUGUUUUCGUACAUGCCACCACUUGGCUCGCAACGCGUGCGUUUCUUUUACUACGUGCCAUCCCGUGAUGCACAUAUUCUUCACAAAAGCGCCUAUCACGCAUUUCUGAAUAUUGUGGCUCGACUUGGCAUUUUAGUUACGCCUGUGACCACGGGAAUCAACCCCGUUAACAAUUGGUAGAUCAAUAGCGGCAGAUGAAGGUAGUGGGCAGAGAGAUCGUUUUUAAUGUGAAGGCAACAGUAUUUCGGAAAGAGAUUGCAACGGUAGUGCGAAGCGGUCAUCGUUUGCCGGCACAGAAGUCUGAGAGCGGAGGAACACCGAGCGGUUCCCAACAGCUUCGGCAACGAAGAGAGGUGGUUGGUUCGUUCUGCUCGUGUCGUGUCGGCCGCUCUGUGGUCGCGCGCAUCAGUGAUAAAAU